GGAGGGGGCGGGCCGAGCCGAGCCGCGACUGCUGAGACCAGAGCUUCGUGGUGGUAGUGGGGCGCUGUUCGCAGCUGCUAAAGGGUUGUCUGGGGUGGCCGACCCUGCGUGCGCCAGAGUGUGGCUCGCUCAUUCUCGGUCUGUGCCCGGGGCCCUCUGGAGGUGACUCGGGUGGGCCGGCCGAGUGGCGUUGCCGCUUGGGAGGGUGGGGAUGAGGCGAUGAAGAGUACAGCCGCCGCCGCCACCGCCGGUCUCCGCCUGCGGCAGCCGUAGCGGGACUCGGGGUGGGGGCGAGCCCAGUCGUACCCCGCCGAACUACGAACCCAGACAAAGGAGGAGGAGCGGCCCGAGGCUCGAUCAGCGCCUCAGGGGCAGAAAGCCGCAGCUUCGGUCACAGCCGGGGGCUCCCGGGCUCACGGGCUGCCGAGCUUCCUCUGCGGACGCAGCGCAGGGCAAGGCCACCCGCGCCGAGGAAACCGCCCCCGGAGCCCCCGCCCGCCUGCCGGCGCCGCCUCCGAGCCGCCUCGGCCGUAGCUGCGGCCCAGGCGGGAGGCGGCGGCGGCCGGCGAGGCGAGGCGGCCCGCGCUCUGCCUGUCAGGCCACCGGCGCUGCCCGGCCCGGCCCGCGGGCAGCCCUCGAUGAAGAGGCGCUGCCGCCGGGGCCAUGCAGCAGGCGCCGCAGCCCUACGAGUUCUUCAGCGAAGAGAACAGUCCGAAAUGGCGGGGACUGUUGGUCUCGGCCCUGAGGAAGGUUCAGGAGCAAGUACAUCCCAAUCUCUCGGCUAAUGAAGAAUCUCUCUAUUAUAUUGAAGAGCUGAUUUUUCAGCUACUUAAUAAAUUAUGCAUGGCCCAACCAAGGACUGUUCAAGAUGUAGAGGAACGAGUUCAAAAGACCUUUCCUCAUCCAAUUGAUAAAUGGGCUAUAGCUGAUGCACAGUCGGCCAUAGAGAAACGAAAACGAAGAAAUCCUCUCUUAUUGCCUGUGGACAAAAUCCAUCCUUCACUGAAGGAAGUUUUAGGGUACAAAGUGGACUACCAUGUGUCCUUAUAUAUUGUGGCUGUACUAGAGUAUAUCUCAGCUGAUAUUUUGAAAUUAGCUGGUAAUUAUGUUUUUAAUAUUCGACAUUAUGAAAUAUCUCAGCAGGACAUUAAAGUAUCAAUGUGUGCAGAUAAGGUUUUGAUGGACAUGUUUGAUCAGGAUGACAUAGGUUUGGUUUCUCUCUGUGAAGAUGAACCUAGUUCUUCAGGUGAAUUAAACUAUUACGACCUUGUCAGAACUGAAAUUGCAGAAGAAAGACAGUAUCUGCGGGAACUAAAUAUGAUCAUAAAAGUGUUCCGAGAAGCCUUUCUUUCUGACAAAAAGCUGUUCAAAUCUUCUGACAUUGAGAAGAUUUUCAGUAAUAUCUCAGAUAUACAUGAGUUGACAGUAAAACUUUUAGGGUUGAUUGAAGACACAGUUGAAAUGACUGAUGAAAGCAGUCCUCAUCCCUUAGCUGGCAGCUGUUUUGAAGAUUUGGCAGAAGAGCAAGCAUUUGAUCCUUAUGAAACAUUAUCACAGGACAUUCUUUCACCAAAAUUUAAUGAACAUUUCAGUAAGUUGAUGGGCAGACCUGCAGUGGCUCAAUACUUUCAGUCCAUUGCUGAUGGUUUUAGAGAGGCAGUUCGUUAUGUCCUUCCACGCCUUAUGCUGGUGCCAGUGUAUCACUGUUGGCACUAUUUUGAAUUGUUAAAGCAAUUGAAAGCAUGUAGUGAAGAACAAGAGGACAGAGAAUGUUUAAAUCAAGCAAUUACUGCUCUCAUGAAUCUCCAAGGUAGUAUGGACCGAAUUUACAAGCAAUAUUCACCUCGACGCCGACCUGGGGAUCCUGUCUGCCCUUUUUAUAACCGUCAGUUAAGAAGCAAGCACUUGGCUAUUAAAAAAAUGAAUGAAAUUCAGAAAAACAUAGAUGGAUGGGAAGGCAAAGAUAUUGGACAGUGUUGUAAUGUUAUUAUGGAAGGUCCAUUGACAAGAAUUGGUGCUAAACAUGAACGGCAUAUUUUCCUCUUUGAUGGCUUAAUGAUUAGCUGCAAACCCAAUCAUAGCCAGUCACGCCUUCCAGGUUAUAGUAGUGCAGAAUACAGAUUAAAAGAAAAAUUCAUCAUGAGAAAAACACAAAUAUGUGAUAAAGAAGAUAGUUGUGAGUACAAACAUGCAUUUGAAUUGAUAUCCAAAGAUGAAAACAGCGUAAUAUUUGCUGCUAAGUCUGCGGAAGAGAAAAAUAACUGGAUGGCAGCACUUAUUUCUCUUCAUUAUCGUAGUACUCUAGAUCGAAUGUUAGAUUCAGUAUUAUUGAAAGAAGAAAAUGAGCAACCACUGAGAUUACCAAGUCCUGAAGUGUAUCGUUUUGUGGUAAAAGACUCUGAGGAAAACAUUGUUUUUGAAGACAACUUGCAAAGUAGAAGUGGAAUCCCCAUUAUUAAAGGAGGAACGGUGGUGAAGUUAAUUGAAAGACUGACAUAUCAUAUGUAUGCAGAUCCCAAUUUUGUUCGUACUUUUCUUACUACAUAUCGUUCAUUUUGUAAACCACAGGAACUGCUAAGCUUACUGAUUGAACGAUUUGAAAUUCCAGAGCCAGAACCUACUGAAGCAGAUAAAUUGGCAGCAGAGAAAGGCGAACAGCCAAUUAGUGCAGACCUUAAAAGAUUUCGCAAGGAAUAUGUCCAACCAGUACAACUUAGGAUCCUAAAUGUAUUUCGGCACUGGGUUGAACACCAUUUCUAUGACUUUGAAAGAGAUCUGGAGUUGCUUGAAAGGCUAGAAUCCUUCAUUUCAAGUGUAAGAGGGAAAGCCAUGAAGAAAUGGGUAGAGUCCAUUGCUAAGAUCAUCAAGAGAAAGAAACAAGCUCAGGCAAAUGGAAUAAGUCAUAAUAUUACCUUUGAAAGUCCCCCUCCACCAAUUGAAUGGCAUAUCAGCAAACCAGGACAAUUUGAAACAUUUGAUCUCAUGACACUUCAUCCAAUAGAAAUUGCACGUCAGCUGACACUUUUGGAAUCUGAUCUCUACAGGAAAGUUCAACCCUCUGAACUUGUAGGGAGUGUAUGGACCAAAGAAGAUAAAGAAAUAAAUUCUCCAAAUUUAUUAAAAAUGAUUCGUCAUACUACAAAUCUUACACUUUGGUUUGAAAAGUGCAUUGUGGAAGCAGAAAAUUUUGAGGAACGGGUAGCAGUACUAAGUAGAAUUAUAGAAAUUCUGCAAGUUUUUCAAGAUUUGAAUAAUUUCAAUGGUGUAUUGGAGAUAGUCAGUGCAGUAAAUUCAGUGUCAGUAUAUAGACUAGAUCACACCUUUGAGGCAUUGCAGGAAAGAAAAAGGAGAAUUUUGGAUGAAGCUGUGGAAUUAAGUCAGGAUCACUUUAAAAAAUACCUAGCAAAACUUAAGUCAAUCAAUCCACCUUGUGUGCCUUUUUUUGGAAUAUAUUUAACAAAUAUUCUGAAGACUGAAGAAGGGAAUAAUGAUUUUAAAAAGAAAGGGAAAGAUUUAAUCAAUUUCAGUAAGAGGAGGAAAGUGGCUGAAAUUACUGGAGAAAUUCAGCAAUAUCAGAAUCAACCUUACUGUUUACGGAUAGAACCAGAAAUAAGGCGGUUCUUUGAAAACCUUAAUCCCAUGGGAAGUGCUUCUGAAAAAGAGUUUACAGAUUACUUGUUCAACAAGUCACUAGAAAUUGAACCCCGAAACUGCAAACAGCCACCUCGAUUUCCCAGGAAAUCAACUUUCUCUUUAAAAUCUCCUGGAAUAAGGCCUAAUACAGGCCGACAUGGCUCUACCUCAGGCACUUUAAGAGGUCAUCCAACACCAUUAGAAAGAGAACCAUGUAAAAUAAGCUUUAGUCGGAUUGCUGAAACUGAGCUUGAAUCAACAGUGUCGGCACCAACCUCUCCAAAUACACCGUCUACUCCACCAGUAUCUGCUUCUUCAGACCUUAGUGUGUUUUUAGAUGUGGAUCUCAACAGUUCCUGUGGCAGCAAUAGCAUCUUUGCUCCAGUUCUCUUGCCAAAUUCAAAAUCUUUCUUCAGUUCGUGUGGUAGUUUACAUAAACUAAGUGAAGAGCCACUGAUUCCUCCUCCACUUCCUCCUCGAAAAAAGUUUGAUCAUGAUGCUUCAAAUUCCAAGGGAAAUCUGAAAUCUGAUGAUGACCCUCCUGCUAUUCCACCAAGACAACCUCCUCCUCCAAAGAUAAAACCCAGAGUUCCUGCUCCUACUGGUGCAUUUGAUGGGCCACUGCUUAGUCCACCGCCGCCACCGCCAAGAGAUCCUCUUCCUGAUAGCCCUCCACCAGUUCCCCUUCGGCCUCCGGAACACUUUAUAAACUGUCCAUUUAAUCUUCAACCGCCUCCACUGGGACAUCUUCACAGAGAUCCAGACUGGUUCAGAGACGUUAGCACUUGUCCAAAUUCGCCAAACACUCCUCCUAGUACACCCUCUCCAAGGGUACCACGUCGAUGCUAUGUGCUCAAUUCUAGUCACAGUAAUGUUGUUCAUCCCCAAGCUCCCCCUGUUCCACCAAGGCAGAAUUCAAGCCCUCACCUACCAAAACUGCCACCAAAGACUUAUAAACGGGAGCUUUCACACCCCCCAUUGUAUAGACUGCCUUUGCUAGAAAACGCAGAAACUCCUCAAUGAUCUUAGCCAUAUGUAGUCAUUGACACUGGAAUGAUAUUUGUAAAGUUCUUUUUUAAUUUAUUUUAAAAAAGGCAUAGUAUUUUAGUACUUUUUACAAAUAAUGCUCUUAAAAAUGCUACUGAUCAAAUAAGCUUUUAAAAAUUGGAAAAAUAAAAAUAUAAAAGUCCUUUGCCAUUAUCCUCAGGUGAUCAGUAGCAUUGCCUUGUCUUGGAUCCUCAGUGCUGCCAAAUGGCCAGUAUAAAGAAUUUAUAUUUGCACUGUAGACUCUGCUAAAAAUAUGGUUUAAAAUGACAUUGAUUGCACUGAAAGGGAUAGUGCAUUUGUGGAAUUUUUCAAAUUUGAGUAAUAACUGCCUAGGGUGUGUGGUGUUACUGAUUUUUAAACCUCUUUGACCAUCUUCCAGUUUUUACAUUUAGGAGAAUUGUAACACCCACUGUUCUUAAAUUCUUUAAUGCCAUGUCUUAAAUGCCAGAAUUUGCUGCUGAAGACAAAAAUGAAAAAUAGAAUGAAAAGAAUAGAAUGCACUGUGUUUAUUAUUUUGUCAAAAUGUCAACAAAAAGACUACCUAACCCAAUCUUAGAGGAGAAAAGGGCAUGUAUCUUAUUCAGAUGUGCCUUUUGUUUUUGCAGACUAUGGUGUCUUUAGCAAAUGAGUUGCCUAUUGUUUUGGAAAUCAAACAAUAUGCCGUGUAUGUACAGUUUUGUUUAUAUUGUAUAUUUGAAGAUAAUGCUAAUAACCUAUAUAAAUUUAAAUGACUCGAGGCCUAUAAUACAUCUGCUACUUUACUAAUUCAUAAAUUCAAAGGGAAAGUUUCCUGUGGCAUAGGAAUCAACUGCCUUGCCUUCAAAACCUAGUAACUUUGUCUAUAAAUCUUGUGUUAACUAAAAUUUUCUUAAAUAUUUUUUUUAGAUUGGUAAUAUUUAAACCAGCAAAUACUUAAAGCUAUAUUAAACUUUUUAAUCAGAGAAGUGAGUAAAACUUUUACUUGCCAUUUGGACUCCUUUGUUCAAAGUGAU
Molecule: messenger RNA, 5672 nt
Organism: Phyllostomus discolor (pale spear-nosed bat)
Lineage: Eukaryota; Metazoa; Chordata; Mammalia; Chiroptera; Phyllostomidae
Gene: SOS2
Product: SOS Ras/Rho guanine nucleotide exchange factor 2
Biological process (GO): positive regulation of GTPase activity; Ras protein signal transduction
Cellular component (GO): plasma membrane
Molecular function (GO): protein heterodimerization activity; guanyl-nucleotide exchange factor activity
Source: RefSeq, a predicted model, not a curated record